GAUAGGAAUGAUUCUUGGAAUCACCUCAGCCCAGAAUCCAGCGACACCGACACUAUCCGUCUUGUUUACGCUUUCACCGCGUUUCCCAUACCGGACCAUCAAUAUGUAUUCUUACCCAAGCAACAUAUCAAGACUAUGCAUGCUCAGAGGUGAGCCUGAUAGAAACACAGAUCAACAUUACAAGAACAUGAUCAAACAUAAUCCUGGAAAUGCCCUGCUUCUGGGAAACUAUGCCAGAUUUUUAAAGGAGACUGGUGAUUUGGCUAAAGCAGAAGAGUAUUGCGAACGAGCAAUUCUAGCGGAAGCUGGAGAUGGGAAUGGGAGUGUACUCUCUCUAUAUGGUGAACUAAUAUGGCAAAGCUGCAAGGAUGUUACUCGAGCUGAAACUUACUUUCAUCAAGCUGUUCUUUCUAAUCCUAAUAACAGUUACAUUCUCGCGUCAUAUGCAAAAUUUCUGUGGGAUGCUGAAGAAAAAGAUGAAGACAGAGAUGGAUCAAAGUCAGCAACAUAGAGAUGUUCUAAAUAAAAUAAUGGUCAAACUCAAAUUCAGAAUGAUAUAGCA
Messenger RNA from Spinacia oleracea (spinach), 562 nucleotides. RefSeq lists its product as uncharacterized. Bases 8 to 511 code for a protein of 167 amino acids. The transcript has 3 exons. Lineage: Eukaryota; Viridiplantae; Streptophyta; Magnoliopsida; Caryophyllales; Amaranthaceae. Gene Ontology annotation, molecular function: protein binding. The record is from RefSeq and is a predicted model, not a curated record.